UUAGUGUUAUCAGAAUUGACCCAGUUUGUACUAAAACCCAACUACAAGCAUUAUUAAGAGUUUGACGUUAUUUCCGAUAUUUCAAAAUAUAGCUUAUAUGGUAUUUUUAUAAGUUCGUUAUACCGGAUUAACAAUUUCAAAAUACAUACGACCUAUAACAAAAUUGCUUGAUAAGAGAAUGUGAAUGUUAUAUAUGAACGAGUAAGGAAUUUUAACAGAUGAUAAAGUACUGAAAGAAAUCUUGGCUCUCGAUUGUUUGCACAAAAUAACACGAAAUGGAAGAUGAAGCUGAAGAAAGACUUGUGGUUCUGAAACGAAUGUGCAAACUUUCGUGUGUAAUCUUGACGGUUGCAGUCGCCACUUUGUUGGUUGGCAUCAUGGCUCUGACAUAUUCCGGGGGGAAAUUCCCAUUUAACGCUGGGGGAGCAAUCAUUGCUGGCAUUGUGGCCACAUUCUUGUCUUUUUGUCCAAUGUGCAUGCUAGUUCAAGCCAAACAAUAUCAGAAGACCAGAAAGAGCUCAUAUAAUUGCUGUUGCAUGGCAUUGUUUUUCUGGAGUUUUAUAGCAAUUCUAGGCAUCAUAUUCGGACUUGCUACAAAUGGGAUUGGGGCGAUCAUUGCCUGUAACAAUCGUUCAAAAGAAACAGGUUGUUGGUUGAAUAAGGAAUCACAGGUAGCGUUCGCCAUUAUAACAGUAGUGUUAACGAGCUUAAUGCUUAUUCUAAUAAUAACAUUAUAUAUCAUUUGUUGCUGUAACUGCCCACUGGUAGGGGAUAUAGGCGAUUUACCAGACUACCCUGUUCAACCUCACAACGUGAAUUCUCCUACACAAAAUGAAAUACCGGUAUAUGGAAUGCCUGGAAUUGACCAAUCGCCAGGAUUCACUGUACUUAACUCUCACGGGCGUGACACCAACGAUGGCUGGUUUGAUAGACCGGCUAAUGGGCGUUACAUCACGCCCACUGCUCCCCCUGUAUUUACAGAGUAUUCCUCGGAUACCUAUUUUACUUCUAUUAACACGAGUAUGGAUAUCCACGACUCAAUAAACAAUGAACACGACGAUGAUUCAAGGCAUUUUAGGUACAGUCAUUCAUUUGAUAGCCCACCUCCCUCAUAUAACGAAGUAAUGGAAAAUGACCCGAUGGAAACACCACUUUAACUAACAAGUGUAGUUA
This is a messenger RNA of Ruditapes philippinarum (Manila clam), 1173 nucleotides long. RefSeq lists its product as uncharacterized. The record is from RefSeq and is a predicted model, not a curated record. The coding region runs from base 276 to 1157 and encodes 293 amino acids. Lineage: Eukaryota; Metazoa; Mollusca; Bivalvia; Venerida; Veneridae. The transcript has 6 exons.